GGGGGGGUCGUGCACUGUAGGAUGUGGCUGUUGAGACCAAUUUCUUAUCCACCCGGCCCAGGCCCCACUAUCUACCCAAAUGGUCCGUCCGCUGUCCUUGAGCUGCUCUGCGGUAAUAGUUAGCCUCUGCCUGGGGCUGCACAGCGACGUCGUCAGCGCCAGUGUCAGUGGCCGUUCCACUGCUUUGCUUUGCUUUUGCUUGCUUGCUUGGAGCUCGACUAACUAGGUAGAGAGAGAGAGGGACCCACCAUAUCCAAACCAACGACGACAUCCUACGCAUACUCCCGCCAACGCCAUCCAGAUCGAAGCUUAUCAGAAGAGCUCGCAAGCUUCGUACACAUAGAUUGGAUUUAAUCCAUUCUUCCACACACUGGCUCAGAGCAGCUGGCCUCUUCAUUUCGCCCCGUCUGAAUCAACACUCAAUCCCUCCCCCAUAUCACUCAUACAAAGCCGACAACAUGUCGCAAGUCCACGCCAUGUCGGACGCUCAGGUCGACCAGGAGCUCAAGAAGAUGACGGCCUUCAUCAAGCAAGAAGCGCUCGAGAAGGCCCGCGAGAUCGAGAUAAAAGCCAACGAGGAGUUCUCCAUCGAGAAGUCCAAGUUGGUGCGCCAGGAGACGGACAGCAUCGACGCCUCGUACGCCAAGAAGUUCAAGCAGGCCUCCAUGACCCAGCAGAUCACCCGCUCCACUGUCGCCAACAAGACGCGGCUCAAGGUCCUGGGCGCCCGCCAGGAGCUGCUCGACGACAUCUUCGACGCCGCCGCCAAGAAGCUCCCCGGCGGCACCAAGGACGACAAGAAGCACAGGGCCGUCCUCAAGAACCUGCUGCUCGAGGGCCUCUACGCCCUCAGCGAGGACGAGAUCAGCGUGAGGGGCCGCAAGAAGGACGCCAAGAUCCUCAAGGGCGCCAUCGAGGACGCCGAGAAGGAGUACAAGGACAAGACGGGCAAGGAGACCAAGGUCAGCAUCGAUGAGGAGAACGCCCUGCCAGAGGAGAGCGCCGGAGGUGUUGUCAUCGUGGGAGGCCAGGGCAAGAUUGACAUCAACAACACAUUCGAGGAGCGCCUAAAGCUGCUGCAAGAAGUCGCUCUGCCCGCGGUACGAAAGACGCUGUUCGGUGACAACCCUAACCGCAAGUUCUUUGAUUAAGGGGCUAGGACGGGGACAAGCGACGUUCAACGGGUACUGUUAUCGGAGCAUAGGAAGACGGAGGCUGUCCAGAAUAUACUAUUUAUCAUGCAUCGUUUUGUUUCGGAACCUGGAUUUUUCAGCAUGCUUUCCUCCGGUGUCCGAUGGUCUAGAUCGUGGACGAUGUGUAUACAUACAGCGGAGGGACAAGUUUCCGCACACAAGCAGGUUGAUUUCAAUACAUCAAUGAUUUCAAUUACUUCGCUAAUCGUGAUCGGCAUCCUAGGAGAGAUGAUGACUUGUGCGUCCGGAGAACUUUUACCCAUCAGACGGCACUGGCCUUAUUGUUUGUUUGUUCUUUGUUUGUUUGUUCUUUGUUUGUUUGU
Truncatella angustata is the source of this 1516-nucleotide messenger RNA. Its product is annotated as ATPase, V1/A1 complex, subunit E. The transcript has 3 exons. Gene Ontology annotation, molecular function: proton-transporting ATPase activity, rotational mechanism. Bases 459 to 1151 code for a protein of 230 amino acids. Lineage: Eukaryota; Fungi; Ascomycota; Sordariomycetes; Amphisphaeriales; Sporocadaceae. Gene Ontology annotation, biological process: proton transmembrane transport. The record is from RefSeq and is a predicted model, not a curated record. Gene Ontology annotation, cellular component: proton-transporting two-sector ATPase complex, catalytic domain.